Molecule: messenger RNA, 609 nt
Organism: Ambispora leptoticha
Lineage: Eukaryota; Fungi; Glomeromycota; Glomeromycetes; Archaeosporales; Ambisporaceae
Source: the annotation of a GenBank genome assembly
AUGGCGGGACAAAUAAAUGCGAUACAGUUGAAAGAUUUUAAUAAUAGUUGUACCCGAAUAUGUCAAAUACUUCCACUACUGCUCCAAUCUGUGGCGAUUGCUAUUAUUACUCUACCUUGGGCAAGAAGACAGGGUGGCGUUCCUGACAUGACUCCCGAGCUCUUGAUGAACACAACCCAAGGCCUCCUGGCCCAUAAAAGUGGCAGUUUUAUGGGAUCUUCAGGAGGUCUUAAUCUCAAUAGUAGUAAUAGUAGUACAAAGGGUGAAUUGUUCCGAUCUAAUACUCCUGCCCCAAUUGACAUGAUCUUGACCAUUGUGUCGACUCAGCCCAAAUCCGAGUAUGCAUGGAAAGGGUUCGUGAUGAACGAAACUUUGUUCCUAAAGGGUAGUGGACUUGGCGAUGUGGAUCUUCGAGAAAGCAUUGUCGCCGUAUUGGAACUCGCGGAAGAAUGUUUAAAGUGUUGUUCGUUGGUUGUUUGUCUUGAUAAGAAGGAUCCGCAACUGACAACCCUCAUUCGCACUUUUAUGUAUGUCGGAUUUGAAUCAUGCGAUCCUCGAGUUUUUAAUCACGAUACCGAAAAAUUCAUGCUUGUCGGAAUGGAGUUGUAA